AUGACUUUUGAAAAUAUCUCCUCCUCCAAUGACUUUUCCGCACCCUCUAACUGUUUCUCUCACCCCUGUCGAUUGUCUGACGAGCUGAUACUUGUUCAGACCACACGUACCCGUCUCUCUCUCUCUCUCUCUCUCUCUCUCUCUCUCUCUCUCUCUCUCUCUCACAUAUAUAUAGAUGAGAGAGAGAGAUGGAAAUCUCUCUCUCUCUUGGCCUAUAUCUACCUAUCCUUUCUCUAUGACCCGGCCUGUUCUCUGUCACUAUUCCACUUUCUCUAUUCCUCUCUCUGUCUUAAUUCCCAUCUAUCUCUGUCUUCCCAUAUCAUCAUUGUCUCUGUCUUCCCAUAUCAUCUCUCUCUCUCUCUUCCCAUAUCAUCUCUCUCUCUCUCUUCCCAUAUCAUCUCUCUCUCUCUCUUCCCAUAUCAUCUCUCUCUCUCUUCCCAUAUCAUCUCUCUCUCUCUCUCUCUGUAUCGCGUAACAUUUCCGCCUUCUCUCUCUCUCUCUCUCUCUCUUUUCUCUUUGUUUUCUAACUUCUCUCCUUUCUACUCUUAUUUUCUUACUCCUUCUCUUUUCAGUCUUUCUUUUCUACUUUCUGGUCUUCUUUAUUCGUUUUUUCUUCUCCGUUUUGUUUUAUUCUUUCUUUCUUUUGUUGCUACAUUUCUCUCGUCUUUUAUUUUUUUCCUGCUCUUUGUCUUCUUUUUCUUCUUCGUUGGCCUCUACUUUCUUUUUCACUCUCUCAGUUACAUCUCUCUCUCACCCCCUUCAUCUUCUCUCUCUCUCACCCCCUUCAUCUUCUCUCUCUCUCACCCCCUUCAUCUUCUCUCUCUCUCCUUCCACACUUACAUCUUUUUUCUCUCUUUCUCUCUCUCUCCUGUUCUUGCUGGUUCUCUCCCCUCCCCCGUUCCAUCUUGUCUCACUCCGUUUCAUCUCCUAUUCUAUCUAUCCUUCAUUCUCCCUCUCCUCGUCUUCAUCGUCUUCUCCUCCUCUUCUCUCAUUUUACUCUUUUCUGUCCUUCCUUCCUCCUUCUUCAUUGGCACUUCUAUUUUCUCCAUUGCUCCUCCUCUCCUUCUCUCUCUCCUUUCAGGGUUUGCUUUAUGUCCUUGUUCGCAUGGAAUCAAUGAACCUAUUAAGGUCAGUGCAGGCUGUAAAAGCAAACUGCCAAUCACUCAAUAA
Acanthosepion pharaonis is the source of this 1170-nucleotide messenger RNA. The record is from the annotation of a GenBank genome assembly. NCBI's taxonomy places the organism in Eukaryota, Metazoa, Mollusca, Cephalopoda, Sepiida, Sepiidae.